AUGAAGCUGAGUGCCACUGACGCCCUUCAGAACCUCACCUCCAGGAACAUCUCGGACUACCUGGUCAAAACCUACGCCCAGAUCAUCGGAAAGAGGAGUACCUGCGGCGCUGCCCUCUCGCAGACUGGCCUGUGGGGUGCUCGGUGGUGGAUGACGGGCUCAUGUGAGAGUCCUGCUCUUGUUGGGGUGAGCUCGGACUACAGCGUGGAGUCGUGUUCAGCCUACGGAGCAACGCCACCAUCGAGAGGCAGGGACCAGAGGCAGGUCAGCUCCCGAGCUCAACUGCAUGGACUGUCUGUGGGACUGGGGGUUGGGAUCUGA
Molecule: messenger RNA, 321 nt
Organism: Knipowitschia caucasica
Lineage: Eukaryota; Metazoa; Chordata; Actinopteri; Gobiiformes; Gobiidae
Source: the annotation of a GenBank genome assembly